UUUGCAGAUCUGGCUACUGCAGAGAAGUGUUUACACAAAAUCAAUGGAAAACCGCUUCCUGGUGCCACACCAGCAAAGCGAUUUAAACUGAACUACGCAACGUAUGGAAAACAGCCUGAUAACAGACUCUGAUCCAUAAGCCUCUUUGAAGAAAUGCAUUUUGAGGAGGGACUCAGAGGUGAGGGUCAAAGCAUGGCUCAUGGGGUCAGAAAAGGGGUUCCAGCCAUGUAACAACAGUGUGAUUAAUUCUUGCAGUCGCCCUAUGUGUCCAGAAUACUCACUCUUUGUGGGAGAUCUGACCCCAGAUGUGGAUGACGGCAUGUUAUAUGAGUUUUUUGUUAAAGUUUAUCCGUCAUGUAGAGGUGGCAAAGUUGUUUUGGACCAGACGGGAGUUUCCAAAGGUUAUGGGUUUGUGAAAUUCACGGAUGAGCUGGAACAGAAAAGAGCCCUGACAGAGUGCCAAGGAGCUGUGGGAUUGGGCUCUAAACCUGUACGCUUGAGUGUGGCCAUACCAAAAGCUAACCGUAUGAAGACAGUGGAAUACAAUCAGAUGUACAGCUAUAAUUAUAACCAGUAUUACCAACAAUAUCAGAACUACUAUGCCCAGUGGGGAUACGACCAGAACACAGGCAGUUAUAGCUACAGCUAUCCCCAGUAUGGAUACACACAGAGCACCAUGCAGACAUAUGAAGAAGUUGGUGAAGAUGCAUUGGAAGAUUUCAGUAAAGAAUUUGAUACAGUUCCAUAUGGGAAAUUAUUAAAUUGGAGAAGAUGGAGAUUACUCCAAGACUCAAAAGAUCCAAUGCCUCAGAUGGACGUAAGUGAAGCAAACAAACAGUUUAUGGAACAGAGUGAAGAGCUCUAUGAUGCCUUGAUGGACUGUCACUGGCAGCCUUUGGACACUGUCUCUUCAGAGAUUCCAGCCAUGUUGUAGCCUCAUUGCUGAGGCUCUGUCUCCACGCGUCAAACCAGCAGGCACCAGACUCCUGUGCUGCACCUGGAACCUGCGGUAGUGAAGGGUUGGCCCCCCUUUCACUCGGGUCUGACUCAAAGUAAAGGAAGACUGUGGCAUUUCCUGUACACAAUGAGUCUUGGAGGAGCAUCAUGGUAGCUUUUAUUCAUGGUGAAAAUUAGAACUGCAACAGUUUUAUUCCUUUUGUCUUGAAAUGAACUCUUAAUACUUCUUGGGGAAUUGUAAUUUAUAAACUUUAAACAAGAUGUCACAGGGGAAAGGCACUUCCCCAAUGUACAAUAAAAAAAUUGGUCUUUUAAGUAAAAUUAUUCUUUGCAUUUUGGU
Molecule: messenger RNA, 1297 nt
Organism: Pelodiscus sinensis (Chinese soft-shelled turtle)
Lineage: Eukaryota; Metazoa; Chordata; Testudines; Trionychidae
Source: RefSeq, a predicted model, not a curated record